Messenger RNA from Castor canadensis (American beaver), 1105 nucleotides. It is a transcript of the gene Znf580, whose product is annotated as zinc finger protein 580. Gene Ontology annotation, molecular function: RNA polymerase II cis-regulatory region sequence-specific DNA binding; DNA-binding transcription factor activity, RNA polymerase II-specific. The record is from RefSeq and is a predicted model, not a curated record. Lineage: Eukaryota; Metazoa; Chordata; Mammalia; Rodentia; Castoridae. Gene Ontology annotation, biological process: regulation of transcription by RNA polymerase II.
CGCCGCCCUCGCGUCCCCGGUCCCGCGUCCCCGGCGCCGCCGGCCCGGAGCUGCCCGGAAGCUUGGUCCCGCCGCGGCGCUCGCCAGGGCAAGCCCGGGGCCGCCCGGGACCUCUGUCCGUUCCCCCGGACCCGAGAGGCUGCUGCACCGGCUGCUGCUCCAGAUGCUGCUUCUGCCGCCACGGCCACCCCACCCUCGGUCCUCCUCUCCGGAGGUCAUGGACCCACCGCCCCCCAAGACUCCCCCUUUCCCUAAGGCGGAAGGUCCUUCUUCCACUCCUUCCUCGGCGGCGGGGCCCCGGCCCCCGCGGCUGGGGCGCCACCUGCUCAUCGACGCCAACGGGGUCCCCUACACGUACACGGUGCAGCUGGAGGAGGAGCCCCGGGGCCCGCCGCAGCGUGAGGCGCCCCCGGGAGAGCCCGGCCCUCGCAAGGGCUACAGCUGCCCGGAGUGCGCCCGUGUCUUUGCCAGCCCUCUGCGGCUGCAGAGCCACCGUGUGUCGCACUCGGACCUCAAGCCCUUUACGUGCGGCGCCUGCGGCAAGGCUUUCAAGCGCUCCAGCCACCUGUCGCGGCACCGCGCCACGCACCGUGCCCGCGCCGGCCCGCCGCACACCUGCCCGCUGUGCCCGCGCCGCUUCCAGGACGCCGCGGAGCUGGCGCAGCACGUGCGCCUGCACUAGCUGGGCUGGCGCUGCCCUGCCCUCUCUGGGCCACCACGUCUGACCCACACAGCGUCACUCCCACACAUUCCCCGGUUCUGCCGAGGUUACUGCCUUACCUCGGGCCUCGGUUUCCCCAUCUACCCAACGGGAGAAACAUCAUUCCUUCCUUCCCCUCCUGUCUAGCUGUGUGAUGUAGACCAAAGUUGUUGCCCCUCCCUGGGCCUGGAAGCCAGUUGGAACUGGGCUGUGGUCCAGCUGUGCUACGUGAGCCUUUGCGAGUGACGCGACUUCUCUGAGCCUUGGUUUUCUGAAGCGGUGAACGGCUGUUCGCGUGGAAGGCAUGGCAAAAGAGCACCGGCACGAUCUGGUUCAUUUCUGUACUUUCCUCUUCUGCCUACAACCCUCUCCCGAUUUGUUGCUCAAUAAACAUUCCGCACUCCA